This is a messenger RNA of Phanerochaete carnosa HHB-10118-sp, 1281 nucleotides long. RefSeq lists its product as uncharacterized. Gene Ontology annotation, cellular component: endoplasmic reticulum. Gene Ontology annotation, molecular function: misfolded protein binding; protein-folding chaperone binding. Lineage: Eukaryota; Fungi; Basidiomycota; Agaricomycetes; Polyporales; Phanerochaetaceae. Bases 21 to 1241 code for a protein of 406 amino acids. The transcript has 4 exons. The record is from RefSeq and is a predicted model, not a curated record.
GCUGGCGAUAUGUCCCAGACAUGCUUGCCAGCCAGCUUUUAAAUAUCUUCCAUCGUUUCUACGCGUUCGCUCUUCAUCGCCAGCCACCACCACCGAAUACUCCGCUCUACAUCAAGCAUCGAAGAUACUGCUAUACUCUCGUGGUCUUCGGCUACGCUCUCUAUACCUUUUCGCAAGCCGGAUCUGCGAUAGGGCAGAACUUAUACGAGAUCCUUGGUGUACCCCCCACAGCAGACGAAGCUGCAAUGAAGUUCAACUUCCGGGCCUUUGCGAAGAUCUGGCACCCGGACAAGGCUGGACCACAUGCUGAGACGUACUUCAUGGAAGUCCGGACUGCAUAUGAGGCGCUCAAAAAUCCAACAACUCGGUUCGCUUACGAUAGAUUUGGUCCGCAAGCCUUGAAAUGGGAUAAAGUUACGACAAUGCAAGACUACUUCAUGCGCGGUAUGGGUCACUCUGUGCUGUACUACGCAGUCGGUAUCGCCGCCCUAAUGUUUUGGAACAAGAUUGCGCCUCGGGAUCUAGCCUUCUGGAAUUACUUGAUUCUUUUCUGGACUUUUGCUGUCGAGCUGCUCUUAAUUAUGGCGCCUUCGACGUCUGACUCUUCGCACACCGCCCUUCCGUCUUCGCUCUACACGCCACCUGAUGCCCCUUCUCGGACGGGUCUCUUGGGACUGCUCUGGCCGAAUCGUGUCGCCUACCAGCACAUCAAUUUUCUGAAGUCGCUCUCGAUACUGUUGUCUUCCGCCUUGUACCAAGUCAUCCCAAUACUCUUCCCGUCUGCUACUGAGAAGCUUGACCCGAAGCAAGUCGCCCAGUUCAUGUCUCUUGCGAACAACGCCUUGCGGAACAUUGAUCAAGAGGCUCUGACUACGAUACACACCGACUUGCACGCUUGCCAUGGAGAGCCUACAAAGACUGCGCCUUCGCAAGUCGACUUCCCAAAUAUCCUACCCUGCGACCCAGCAGAGCCGGUGAUGGAUUUGGUCCGCCAGGAAAUGGAAGCUGUGGUCCUCGAGAGCAUCCUUCUCGGACAACAGGGAGAAGCCCGAAAAGCUGUCGAGGCGGCUGUGUUGAGACGCCGGAGGGUUGAGGACGGCAGAGGGUCGACGUCCGAGUCUUUGCCGCGGCAUCAGAACAUCUCCCGACGCGCGCCGCCGCGCCCUCUCAAGGUGCAAGGAAGUGUGUCCGACAUUGGGGACGAAUCCAAGUAUGUUCGAGGUCGGUCAUUAUCGCUGUAACAUCCUGUAUUGUUGUACAUAUUUGUAGCAUAUUAUUUUG